AUGAUGGCCCAAACAUUUUCCUUCAUCUGUUCAACAGACGACGUCGUUCUUUCGUCAAAAUCUACCAUUGAGUUUACCAUCGCUCUCAAAGCCUCUCUUCUCAUAGUGUCUUGCAUCGGCUUAAACCCUAGCUCCGUCGCCUUCCCCGUUGCAAGAAUGAAGCUUGUCAGAUUUUUGAUGAAAUUGAACAAUGAGACUGUGUCUAUUGAACUGAAGAAUGGCACAGUAGUUCAUGGCACCAUUACAGGUGUUGAUAUCAGCAUGAACACACAUCUGAAGACUGUAAAGCUUACUCUUAAGGGAAAAAACCCAGUCACGAUGGAUCAUCUGAGUGUAAGAGGUAACAAUAUCCGCUAUUAUAUUCUUCCUGACAGCUUAAAUCUGGAGACGUUGCUGGUGGAAGAAACUCCAAAGGUCAAGCCCAAAAAACCAACUGCUGGGAAACCCUUGGGUCGUGGUCGAGGGCGUGGUCGUGGGCGUGGACGUGGUCGAGGCCGUUAG
This is a messenger RNA of Striga hermonthica, 501 nucleotides long. NCBI's taxonomy places the organism in Eukaryota, Viridiplantae, Streptophyta, Magnoliopsida, Lamiales, Orobanchaceae. The record is from the annotation of a GenBank genome assembly.